UCGGGGCUGGUGCAGGGCAGAGGGGGAGUUCUGCUGGGUCACCAAAAUACACAGGAGCUGCAACUAACCAGAACCUCAGCAGACCUGCGCAACUUUUUUUUCCCCCUGUAACAAGCACAGUGUUGUUUUGUUUGGUUAUUUUGUUUUGUUUUUAAAUUCUGCUACUCUACUUUUUUUUUUCUUUUUUUUUUUUUUUUGAGUUGAUUCCGGUCGCUUUGCAAAGAUGACCACAGCCGUGGUGUCGCCUUUCUUCGACUUCGAAGUAAUGAACAAGAACAACAAACUGCUCAGCUACAACAGCAACCUGGGUGCUCCCCAUCCCAUGUCUGUCCCUUGCACUGGCACCAAUGUGCCCCUCUCCAGCCCCGCCGGAGCCCUGCUGGACAGGAAGGCGGUGGGAUCUCCCUCAGUGGGAGGCGUGUACCAGCGGCGGCACUCUGUCAGCAGCACAAAGUUCAGCCAGAACCAGUUUCUGAACAGCCUGAAGGCAGCGGACCACUCCUCACUCAUCUCAGGGGUUGGCAAUGCCAGCAACAACAAGGAGAACCGCCUGCGAGACCGCUCCUUCUCUGAGACGGGCGAGAGGCUCCUCAACAAGUGCCUGGGCCCCGCCAGUCCCACCAGCGGCAGCAGCCAAGUGAAUUCCAGCCGUUACAAGACAGAGCUUUGCAGGCCCUUUGAGGAGAACGGUUCCUGCAAAUAUGGCGACAAGUGCCAGUUUGCUCAUGGAAUCCAUGAACUGCGCAGCCUGAGCCGCCAUCCUAAAUACAAAACUGAGCUGUGCCGCACCUUCCACACCAUCGGAUUCUGCCCAUACGGGCCACGCUGCCAUUUCAUCCACAACGCCGAGGAGCGCCGCGGACCUCCCCAGCAGUCCUCCCCUCUUAACUCUUCCAACAAGAUGGACAGGCCUCGACUGCAGCACAGCUACAGCUUUGCAGGCUUCUCCAGCUCAGCCGGGCUGAGAGACAGCCCCACCUCGGUCACCCCUCCACCCAUGUUCUUCCCUGAUGAGGUCCUCGACUGGCCCAGCAGUAACCCCUUCACCUACUCCAGCCAGGAGCUGGCCAGCCUGUUUGGGCCCAGCCUCAGUGGCGGUCCUGUAGGCACAGAGCCCAACACCCCUGCACCCCCCUCUCCAACAAGCACGCCCUACUAUUUCAGACCCAUGUCGGAGUCCCCUCAGAUGUUCGAGUCUCCACCCAGCCCUCCCGACUCUCUGUCAGACCAAGAGGGCUACCAGAGCAGCUCUGGAGGCAGCCUGAGUGGCUCCGAGUCCCCCACGCUGGACACCACCCGCCGCCUUCCCAUCUUCAGCCGCCUCUCCAUCUCUGACGAUUAGACUGCACGUAUCCACCAGUGACUUUAAGUUCGAUGACACAAAGAGAACACGGCACUCCCCUCUACCUCUGCCCUAUUCCGAAGCUUCCCCAUCUUCCCUCAACACACGACACCGUGCUAGUUCCUCGUUAACGUUGUAAGGAUGUAGUCAAUUAAGGGAACUCUCAACUUUAGAUUAUCAUUUCAUCCUUUUCUAUCCGCACAGCAAGUUUUAUAACGUACCCUGCCAUGUGUCAUAGUGCCAAAAAAAGGAGAGGAAAUUGAACAAUGAAAAAAAAAAUCACGAAAACAAGAAUUGACUGUUUUGCCAGGUGCCACUUGUUUUUUUUUUUUCUCUUUUCUUCUUCAUAUGUUCUUGAAUGUGUAGCAGCACAAGUGGCCUUGGAAAGGGGAGUGCAUUGCACUAGUCCCCAAACCCCCUUCCUCCCCCCUCCUCCCCCUCCUCCCCCCCCCCGACGAUACCACUUCCCCUGAGCUAGCUAGAGGGUGCUCACUAACGUAACUGUAGAUCUACCGCAGCCGUUUUUACAGACUGAGUUGAGAUAAAAGGAAAAAAAAUAAAGACCCUGAAAAGAUAUGAAUAGUUUUUAAAAAAAAAAAGAGAAAAAAAAAGUGCCUCGGGCGGUUUCUGCAUGUGUUUAGGGUGAAUGGACUACUGUUUGUUUUUUGGUUCUUUCUCAUUUGCCCCCCCUCCUCCUCCUCUCCACCCUCCUGUCACGGUUCUUCUCAAGCCCCGUCUUAUGUAAUUGUGGACUAGGCGAGUCUGCAGGAAGGACUUUGAACUGGAAGUUGGUUAUGUCCCCCCCCCCCAUCGCCCCCCUACCAACACCACCUCUCCUGAGUUUUCUCCUCCUGUUGCUGGUCACUGGCUCUUUUGGUUUUUUGGGAAAGGAAGUCUUGAUAUCAAACUGAUCAUUAAAACCUGUAGGACUUUGUCCCGCCUAUCUCAGCCCUGCCCCCCCCCCCCCCCACCCCCCCCCCCCCACACACACACACACAAAACCUCCUUCCUCUUCAUCGACGAUCUGGGGGAAUUCCAGCAUUCCCAUGGUGCAGUUGUACAUCCUGCGACUUGACAAGAUCGAAUCUCCAAGCUAUUUACUUUACUUCUUGUCCCCCCCACUUUAGAACCUGCUCCGAGGAGCACUCUGUACUCAUUACAUCCCUCUCUUUUUUUUUUUUUUUGCUUUCUUUAUUUGAUAAUUAUUUUUUAUUAAUGUUAUUAUUACGGUUAUUAUUGUUUGAAAAACUUUCCAGACAGAAGGUUUGCUUGUCACUGCUUAUUUAACUUAUCAGAACAUAUUUAUUGGUGAUCAUAUGCAUUUUUUGUUAAUUUUGUUUUGUAUUUAUCUGGAUAAUGAACAAUAGAAUAUAUUUUCUUUUAUGUUAAAUUAUGAUCUUCCAUAUUAAUCUAAAGAUUGUGAAGACGUUUUUGUCAGUUUUCCUUUUUUCACAGUUAAUAUAUUGUACUUCAAUGACUUUUUUGUUCUGCAACUACACUUUGUCAAAAUGAAACUUAAUUUAAAGCAAAAAAAAAUGCAAAAAAAGAAUGUUUUGCGUUUUGAUUAUUUAUUGUACUUUUUUUUUUCUUACUCCCUCUUAUUGGACUGCAAUUCCAUCUAAACUUUAGAUUUGCUUGUUAUUCAUUUCCCCCCUUUUCACAUUUUUACAAUACUUUGACAGUAACAGUAGCUAACUGUUAUGACAUUUAUGAUUCAACUCUUGGGUUGAUGGUGGAAGUUAAAAGGGGUGCUAAAAGACGUCUCACAUCACUGGUUCAGGAGUCUUCACGUUAGACUGGUUGUGAUGAAAUGUUGGUAAUGUUCUUGCCCAGUCUGUUUUACAAGCAAUAGCUGUGACCAAAUGGGUUGAGGAAAGUUACUUUGUUUUCCUUUUUGUUUAUUUUAAUUUGGAUGCGUGAUGCACUUGCUUGGCCCCCUUCUUCAUUGGAAGUGCCUCAUUUAAUACAUUCCAGGUAGCUAAGGCUCUCUCUGCCUUUUAUAUUUGAUAAUGGAGGACAAUUAAUUUUUAUAGUCACGUGUUUCUGUGUUGCCUUCACGUGUUCUUUGGAAGAGGUGAGCAGAUUAUGACACAAAGAAAGUAAAAAAACAGUUGAAUGUAUUUUUUCAGCCAUUUUUUUUUCACUACAGUAAUUUCUGUGAGUUUAUAUGAAAACCUGUUUUUGUUUUGUUUUUUUCCCUCUUUUGUAAGUAUUGCAGUUAAGUCAAUAAACCCCGUAUUUUUGGAAAAGUGAAA
This is a messenger RNA of Acanthopagrus latus (yellowfin seabream), 3597 nucleotides long. RefSeq names its product zinc finger protein 36, C3H type-like 1a (gene zfp36l1a). The transcript is spliced from 2 exons. Bases 224 to 1342 code for a protein of 372 amino acids. The record is from RefSeq and is a predicted model, not a curated record. NCBI's taxonomy places the organism in Eukaryota, Metazoa, Chordata, Actinopteri, Spariformes, Sparidae. Gene Ontology annotation, molecular function: metal ion binding; mRNA binding.